Molecule: messenger RNA, 1571 nt
Organism: Chelmon rostratus (copperband butterflyfish)
Lineage: Eukaryota; Metazoa; Chordata; Actinopteri; Chaetodontiformes; Chaetodontidae
Gene: atg101
Product: autophagy related 101
Exons: 2
Coding region: 386-1042 (218 amino acids)
Biological process (GO): autophagy; autophagosome assembly
Cellular component (GO): phagophore assembly site
Source: RefSeq, a predicted model, not a curated record
CCCAAUUAAAACAUACAGUUCGAUAAAUUACUCAAAGAGGGUGUUUUGAACUCUGCGACUUGCCGUAGACUGUCCCGCUGCCAUCGUUAUCUCAUCUUCCUGUUCCAUUUGUAGCAAACAUCUAGCUAGCGUGCUCACUUGAAGUUAAUGUUCCCGUGCUCACUCCGUUUAAAUUACAUUUGGAGGUAGGUUAGCCUCUUUGGAAAACAGUUAUUUUUAUUUAAAUAUACUGUAAUAUACUGUGUGAGAUAGGCCCCGCCCAUCUGCAGAGGUAAACAAAGUGUGUUUUCGCCACCUAACGUGAUCGAGCUGGCAUACAGUAGCGUUAGCCAUCGUCAUCCUCCUCGAGUCGUCGCCUGUAAAUGGAAAUAACUAUCAUUUCGCAAUGAAUUGCCGUUCGGAAGUUCUUGAAGUAACAGUGGAAGCGAGGCAGGUGGAAGAAGCUAUGCUGGCGUUGCUGCACACCAUUUUACUGCAUCGCAGCACGGGGAAAUUUCACUACAAAAAGGAGGGCACCUACUCCAUCGGUACCGUGGGUACACUAGACAUCGACUGCGACUUCAUCGAUUUCACCUUUGUCAGGGUGUCAUCGGAGGAGCUGGACAGAGUGAUUAGGAAAGCUGUGUCUGAAUUCAAGGAUGCUUUGAGCAACUCUGGCAGUGAUGGCAUGGGGCAAAUCUCCCUGGAGUUUUACCAGAAGAAGAAGUCUCGGUGGCCUUUUUCUGACGAGUGUAUUCCCUGGGAAGUGUGGAGCAUCAAGGUCAACGUUGUCAACCUGGCCAAUGAGCAGGAGAGACAGAUCUGCAGGGAGAAAGUAGGCGAGAAACUGGGCGAGAAGGUGAUCAAUGUUGUUGAAGUCAUCAACCGCCACGAAUACCUGCCAAAGAUGCCCACCCAGUCUGAAGUGGACAACGUCUUUGACACCAGUCUCAAAGAUGUCCAGCCAUAUCUUUACAAAAUCACAUUCCAGAUCACUGACUCUCUGGGCACCUCUGUAAGCACAACGAUGAGAAGGCUGAUUAAAGACACCCUGGCACUGUGAGGAUGCUCCAGGAUGCAGACAAAAAAAGAUCUGGAUAGUUUGAUCGGUAACUGUGUCUAUAGUCAUGCCUCACAACUCUUUUUAUGAUCAAAAACACAAUUUGUCAGUUCUGCUCCUGCUACAAUGAACAAUUGGUUGCUUGUUUGAUGUCUCUGCUGUGGUUCUGGUUUUUCUUGUACCUUAAAAUUAUGUGUAAUAUUUAAAGAUUUCUUUCUAAAGCUUUCUUUUUCCAAAUUGUCUUCACCUUCUACAAUCUAGAAAUGCAACAUUAACACAGUAGCAGGUAAAACUAUGUAUCAGUUAAAUUCUCUAAAAAGUUGUGUUGCUGAUAAUCUCAAAUCUGUAAAUUAUUGUAAAUCUUUGACAAUAAAUAUUGUUUGUUGUAACUGAGGGUAAUUAUAGUCAGCAGUCAUUGCUCUUUCAAGAUGAGAACAACUGCUAGUAAAUACAAUCCUAAAUGGAUGCAUCAUAUAACAACUAAAAAUCUGUUUGUUUUUUUUAAUGCAAAAGCUAUGGUUGAGUUUGGGAA